CCUGAUCAGCCGCAGAAACGGGAAUGUUGCACUGACGUGCAGCCAGUGACACACAGAAGAGCAGUAAGAAAGCGAUGAACUCGCAGCAAAACCCGUCUCUGGAACUAAUAGACACACUUAGAUCCUCUCAUCUUAAAAGCUACAGAAAAACUUUCACCUGAUUGUAAAACUGAUAUAAUACACUGAUUAGCCAUUGAAUAUCCAAGAACAGCUGGAUUCUGAGCCUUUAAAAUGGGAAACACUCUGAUCAAGAAGAAGAAGAACUACAAACUAUCCAGUGACAAAGAGGCAGAUAAAGUGGCUGAAGGCACAACAGCAGAGGAUGGAGAGGCCAAAAAGGAAAGCCAGGAAGAAGCCAAAUCCACAGAAGGGGCCACAGAAGGAAAUGCCUCACAGAAUCAGGAUGGCCAGGCUAACCAGGCUGAUAAGGCCACAACGGAGGCCAAGGAAGGAGAUAAAGAAGCCGUGAACAAGGAGGAAAGUCAGAAGCCUGAAGCCGACAAUUCGCAAGCACCCACUGACGCGAAAGCAGAGCCCCAGUCUACGGAGCCUGCUGUAGAGAAGCCUUCAGAGCCACCCCAGGCUGCCCCUGCUACUAGCCCUGCAGCAACUGAGCCAUCGGCGGCGCCUGAGUCCAGUAGUGAAGCGGCUCCCACUAAGGCCUCUGAAACCCAAGCACCUGCUCCCGAAAGCCAAACGGAAGACAAGUGCACCAGCAAGGACGAAGCAGAAGACAAACAGACUGAGGCCUCACCUGCCCCCGCCACCCAAGAGCAAAGCAAAACUGCCGAGCCCCAGAAUUUGGACUCUGCCACAAGCAACAGUGAUGCCCCUUCCAGUGAGGCACCAGCAGCAGAAGCUCCCAGCUCUACCCCAGCUGGGCCUGCAGCCUCAGACAGUGCUACCCCAGCAGACACCACAGCUUCAGAGGAUUCUUCAGCCGUUACUGAUCAAACUGUGGCUGUGCAAGAAUAAUGGAUGGGCCCCAUUCGAAAACCACUCACAACCUGCAUUAAUUUCAAAUGUACUAACAAACUUGACCCAACUGUUUUUUCCAGAAAAUACCCAAGAGGAUAUAUCAUCAGCCCCCUCCCCCGCCAUCUCCCCCCCCCCCCAUCCCUCUAUGAUGAGAAAUACCAUCAGGAAAUUUCAAACCACACUGCGAAAAAGAAUCCUGGACUUAAACAUAGAUGUCAGAAAGUUAAGUGGAUUGAAAAUAAAUCAUUUGAACAGCUGUCAAGGAUGUACCUCGCAAAUAUGUUACGGAUCCAAACCAACACAAAGGAUAAAGGUUGUGACUAUGCGGAGUGAGCGUUAAUGGGGUUGUGCCAUUGCAUUCUGAUAUUUAGAUAACAUCUUGUUUGCUUUCCAGCCUGAUUUUACGCAAUGAGGUACUGCAUCCAUCAGAUAAAAGUCACCGUACUCCCCUCUCCAUGAUCCGCCCGAUGCAGAAGUAUUUCAGACUAACAUACACUUCCCAUUGUACGUAGCCUAUCUAGAUUUCUCUUGAUCAGUUAAUGCAUGUCCGUUGUUGGGUGCACCUGUAGUUCUGUUUAACAGUAAGUGGCAAACAAGUCUGCGUUCAUUGCGAUUCCGGCUUCUUCUCCAUUCAGUGUCACUGAUGCCUCCAUCACCUCAGCACAUAUUGUUGAUGAUGAGAAAUGUAAAAUGGAUGCAUUGAAAUUAUACGUGAUUGUAUUAAUGGUGCAACAGUAAUAAAAAUUAUGAAAAAAAAGCUAACG
Mobula hypostoma (lesser devil ray) is the source of this 1742-nucleotide messenger RNA. RefSeq names its product brain acid soluble protein 1-like. The record is from RefSeq and is a predicted model, not a curated record. Lineage: Eukaryota; Metazoa; Chordata; Chondrichthyes; Myliobatiformes; Myliobatidae. The transcript has 2 exons. The coding region runs from base 232 to 975 and encodes 247 amino acids.